Schizophyllum commune H4-8 is the source of this 1747-nucleotide messenger RNA. RefSeq lists its product as uncharacterized. The transcript has 2 exons. Lineage: Eukaryota; Fungi; Basidiomycota; Agaricomycetes; Agaricales; Schizophyllaceae. Bases 8 to 1747 code for a protein of 579 amino acids. Gene Ontology annotation, molecular function: protein binding. The record is from RefSeq and is a predicted model, not a curated record.
GCAUUCGAUGCCAUUUGUGCAAGACCUCCCUGCCGAACUUCUUGUGGAGAUAUUCAUGCAUUGCGCCCCGCGCGAUCGUGACGCCCUUUACAGCGAGCAAGGCGUGAACUGGGUGGCCCCUUCUCAGGUUUGCCGCCAAUGGCGUUCAAUCGCUUUGGCGUGCAAGAAAUUUUGGGCCGCCUCAAUACCGUUUGAACCGCCGUACUGGACUUAUAUGGCUCUACGUCGGGCGCGGGAUGCACCGCUAGCGUUCAAUAUCGACUUGAGCCAGUCAGAUAUGCGGCACUGCGCGACCACUGUUGCUCUACACACCGAGCAGCUAGUCGAGCUCGCUAUCUCUGGCUCUAGAUGGGAAAUCAGGAGGAUGCUAGCCCAGUUCGUCCAAGACAGCGCGCCGCGGCUCGAGGUGCUCUCGCUGAAGGUCGAAUCGCCGUAUGACCAUCACAGUACAGCUCCAUGUUUGCCUGACGUCUUUCAAGGGCAUACGCUCCAGCGACCACCUCUUCUCAGAACGCUGGAGCUGGACUUCUGCUACCUUCCAUUGACCUCGAACCUAUAUGCCGGGGUUACCACAUUUGUCUUGCGGUACCCAAGUCCGCUGUGGAGUGUCGGUUUCAUCCACGACUUGCUACAGACGAUGCCACAACUCCAAUCGGUCUGCCUUGCAUCUGUUUACGACAUGCCGCUCAUCACACCUGGUCAGGUGCUGGUCCUGCCUAGGAGUCUCGCCAGUAUGCGUUUUGUGGCCAGCCCUCGAGCGCCCUCGCUAGGGGAACAAUGCGCAUUCGAGCUUUUCUUGCAGAGCCUCAAAUUUACUGCGGAGAGCUGGGUAGUUGUGUGCGAGGUCGCGGAACUGUUGCACACGGUACCCGUUCUGCACAGGUUCCACGACUACGUAGGCCCUUCUCCUGUGGAAUUGGAGCUCGGCGUGGAACGCUCUUAUGACGACGAAGGCACUGUUGCGGAAACGCUAGAUGUACGGCUGCAGUCCGGCACUGGCUCGCAAUGCCAAGCGAUCGUCCUCAACGUAUUCUCUCCAUCACCUUCUAUUGCUGAAGCCCUGCGACGGCCACUGGAAAUGAUCCGCCCAUUUCGAGUCGUGGACUUCAGCGCCCGUGGUUUUCUUGAAGACGACAACUCUGAGUGUGCCAGCUACGGCAAGCAACCGUUGUGGUGGAAGAACAAUAUGCCUCAUGUGACGAAUUGGACCGUCGAUGCGCUACCACCGGCCUUCCUACUCGAAGGAGUCGUCGUCCGCCUCAUGUUGUCCAUCGGCGUCGACACGCGUUUCUGCGACCGUCGCGCUGUCUGCGACGAGGAUGGGCAUGUCAUCCAGCUAUUCCCAAACCUCCAAAGCAUACGUCUCGUCGGCAUAGACCUCUGGACCCCACUUGUGGGGUACUACAAGGCUCGGGUUGCGGAAAAAGAAGCAUCGGUUCUUCCGCUCAUCCUGAUGAUUGUCUGGGCAUGCGCUGAGCGCCAGCGUCUCAAAGUCCCGAACAGCCACGUCCCUCGAAUUUUCAUCAAGGAUUGCAAGGGCGUGGAUGUAGGCGUCGUUUACGCGAUGCGCGGCCUGACAUCCGUGGAAUGGGACGGGAUGGGGCAAGCGUCGUGGACAGACUACGAGGACGUACGCACGGCGGUCUUGGAGGAAUACACCGAAAUGUUUGCUGCCGAGGAGGAAGAGACAGUACGCGGUUUCACGAUGCCAGAUAUCGAUGAGGAUUCGGCGGGAUCCUCAUCAUGA